UACCUGCUGGCACUGUCGUUAUCCGCAACACAUGUUGCCCGUGUAAGUGCAUUCAGAUUUACUCGGCUUUUUGCGCCACGUUUUAAUAUGCUGGCCCCUUUCGUGGAGGACGGUGUGCAGUGUGUGAGGGACAUUCAUCUCGGAAUUUAUUGCGUGCACUCGCAUGGCACUCCCUGUGAAGCGAUUUGAAAAGUGUGGUUUAUAGCUGGAAUAGUCAGGGCAACAGUCAAGAUAACUAUCACUACCAACAUUCGAUGACAAAAAACUAGCUGGCCACGAGUAACCUUCUCACACACAGACUUGCUCCAAGCGACUCGAUACGACUUUCCGGAACCGGAAAUGCAUAAGCAACGACACAUGUUGUAGCUGUGGUGAAAUAACACUGUCACGUGUUUUGAUAUAGAGCCCAUGUACCAUUGACGGUGAUAGGUAGUGUACCAAGAGACCUUCUGCAGAUGUACGCGAACCUGUGUGUGCAAAACACCGUAGACUGCAGUCUCGGGGUAUGAUACGGUCGUGCAGAAGAAGGCAUCGUGAAAACCCUUGAUAAAACCUGACGCACAACAAAGCACCGGAAGUCUUUGUUAGGGAGGUAAUAUAGUUAUUCGCUGUUCAAAGAACCAAAGGACCAAAACAACAUUUCGUUGGAGGAAGGCAGUAAAAGUACACCCCAUGUGAACUCUCCGUUAUCAUUUUUGGCGUUGAUAAACUUUAAAGAAUUAAUUCAAGAGAGAAUUGGUCGAUGGAUAUGUUUUUUUCCUUUCACCGACGUCUGUGAUCGUGAAGAAAACCAUCUCUCCACGAUGAAGUACAUUAAACGUUCCAAACUCCAGUUCGGUGUGGGCCUGACAUUAGGUUUUGUUAUAUCAAUAAUAUUCUUUCAAUCUGGGAUUGUCUACAAACCACAUGUGCGAAUACCUCUUGAGUUGGACACUGGUCACGUGAUCGGGAUGUCCGGCUUGGACCUUGUGAAACAAGGACCCCACGGGGGACAGAUGGACGACUCCCACGUCCACCAUGACGACACUUCGAUAGCCGAUAACAUGGCCAAAAAAGUCCGCGUGCUCUGUUGGGUGAUGACGUCACCGACCAACUUCCGGACCAAAGCGGAUGUUGUCAAGGAAACGUGGGGACACCGCUGCAACAUCCUUUUAUUCUUCAGCUCCGUGGUCGACCCCCACCUCCCGACGAUCGCGCUCAACGUGUCUGAAGGCCGGAAACAUCUGACAGCCAAGACGAUGCAAGGUUUCAAAUACGUCUACGACCACUACUACGACCAAGCCGACUGGUUUAUGAAAUGCGACGAUGACACGUACGUCAUUGUGGAAAAUCUGCGAUAUUUUCUGUCCACGAGGAACACGUCUGAACCGAUAUACUAUGGCCACCAUUUCCACACCAUAGUCAAGCAAGGAUACUACAGCGGAGGUGCUGGCUACGUAUUGAGCAAAGAGGCCCUGACAAGGUUUGCUAAACGGGACCCAAACAUAUGCCGGGAGGACGGAGGGUCGGAAGACGCCGAGAUAGGGAAAUGCAUGGAAAAAAUAGGAAUCAGGACCGGUAACUCCGCCGACGCUCUUGGAAGAUCCCGUUUCCACUGUUUCUCGCCAGAUACGCACGUGAACGGCGGGUUCCCCAAGUGGUACUACAACUACGUGAAGGGUGGGCCUAAGCAGGGUAUAGAAAAUAUCAGCGACUACGCAAUUUCAUUCCAUUACGUCUCUCCGAAGAAAAUGGCGAGCCUGGAGUUCUUCGUCUACCAUCUCCGACCGUAUGGGAUCAUAACACAAAAUCAGGCCUUGAACUAGAGCCCCACAUUCCCGGCUUCCUGCCAAGUGUUGGCAGCCACAAAGAACCGCUUGGAGUUAUCGCCCUUGUUGCCAUGAUGCUAGGGCCUGUUGAAAGGUUGGGGUGUUGAAUACCACAGGAGAGCAUCAUGAAGGAACGGGUGUCUCGUUACUACGCAAUUUGACAGCCCACUCAUUCAGAAAGACUCCCCCGCUUUUCCGAAUCUGACGUCUUGAGAUAUCGAGGUCAAGGACAUUGUAUCUGUUAUUUAUUAAUGAUUACUUAAAUGAGUGUCGUGUGACGCUUCGUCGUGUUUGUGGCGGUAUUCGAUUGUGUGAAGAGUGUUAUGCUUGGAGAGGUAUGCUAUGGUUUCCUGUGUCAAGGGGAGACAACCUUCAGUGCAUUUAGCACAAACUCAUUAGUGUCGUCAGGUGGCGCUCGUGCCUCGCUACCUGACGUAUCAAUCAAUGACAAAGGCGUCAAAAUGAGGAACUUUGCAUGUAACCGUGCAUAUUGACAUUGAACAUAAAGUGGUUGAUACAGCUCGCGUUAUCAACGACUUCCUGGUGCUGUGGUACUCUCAUGUGUAUUGAAAUGUGUGCUCGUUGAAGUAACACCUGGUUACACGACAACAUGAAUGGAAAUGGAUGUUGAUACCAUGGCAACCAGGGAUUUGUAAACCCUUCAUGAGUACGAUGUAUUCCCCGGAAAUCAAAGUUGUUUCAAAGACAUAAAUUUACUGUUAUUUAAGUCUGUGGGUUGAUAAAGGUGUAAAUACA
Messenger RNA from Haliotis rufescens (red abalone), 2564 nucleotides. Its product is annotated as glycoprotein-N-acetylgalactosamine 3-beta-galactosyltransferase 1-like. Gene Ontology annotation, molecular function: N-acetylgalactosaminide beta-1,3-galactosyltransferase activity. Bases 804 to 1805 code for a protein of 333 amino acids. Gene Ontology annotation, cellular component: membrane. Lineage: Eukaryota; Metazoa; Mollusca; Gastropoda; Lepetellida; Haliotidae. The transcript is spliced from 4 exons. The record is from RefSeq and is a predicted model, not a curated record.